CCUGUGGUGACCUGUGUUUCUGGGUAGGGGGACUGAUGUCGGAGCAGGCUUUGGUGGUUGGGAAAUCCAUUUUCUGGAAGCCGCAGCGCCUGCCCGUCUUGCCCUAUCGGGAAGUCUCCCCCACAAGUGUUGUCAAGGACAGGUCCCUCCCCUUGGCCUGGGAUGCUGGUGCUGGUUUGGGGAGUGCCUGGUUGGCCCUGCGGGUCCCCUGGGGCCCUUUUAGGGAAAGCCCUAGUUUGCAUUGCUGUGUAUUUGACUCCUGCCCCGCCAGCCUCUCAGAGUGACUCUUCAGUAGGGCUCACCGGGAUGUCCAGGAAAGAGAGACACCUGGAGCGCUGCCGCCGUGUUUGACUGUAAUAAGCCGGCUCAGGAUGCUGAGAACAGGUAAAAUGUCUGCUCCAGGAUUCUACCAGUCGGCCCCUGAGCCCUCCACGGUGCCCAGUGCGCCCCCAUCCUAUGAAGAGACGGUGGCUGUUAACAAUUACUUCCCCACGUCGCCAGCCCCGGUGCCCGGGCCCACCACGGGGCUGGUGACCCGCCCGGAUGGGAAGAAUGUGAACCCUCCUGCCUACUACACCCAGCCAGUGCCUGUCCCCAACGCCAGCGCAAUUGCCGUGCAGACCGUCUACGUGCAGCAGCCCGUGUCUUAUCUCGACCGCCCGAUUCAGAUGUGUUGUCCUUCCUGCAACAAGAUGAUUGUGACUCGGCUGUCCUAUAACGCUGGUGCCCUCACCUGGCUCUCCUGUGGGAGUCUUUGCCUGCUGGGGUGUGUGGCUGGCUGCUGUUUCAUCCCUUUCUGCGUGGACGCCCUGCAGGACGUGGACCACUACUGCCCUAACUGCAAAGCUCUCCUGGGCACCUACAAACGUUUGUAGGACUCGGCCAGCCCUGCAGGAAGGCCUCUCCGCCUCCCGGUGGACGGUCGCC
Molecule: messenger RNA, 927 nt
Organism: Talpa occidentalis (Iberian mole)
Lineage: Eukaryota; Metazoa; Chordata; Mammalia; Eulipotyphla; Talpidae
Gene: LITAF
Product: lipopolysaccharide induced TNF factor
Exons: 4
Coding region: 372-875 (167 amino acids)
Biological process (GO): regulation of cytokine production
Molecular function (GO): zinc ion binding
Source: RefSeq, a predicted model, not a curated record